Messenger RNA from Magnolia sinica, 1652 nucleotides. Its product is annotated as CRS2-associated factor 2, mitochondrial. Gene Ontology annotation, biological process: Group II intron splicing. The record is from RefSeq and is a predicted model, not a curated record. The transcript is spliced from 6 exons. Bases 48 to 1028 code for a protein of 326 amino acids. Lineage: Eukaryota; Viridiplantae; Streptophyta; Magnoliopsida; Magnoliales; Magnoliaceae. Gene Ontology annotation, molecular function: RNA binding.
UUUACACGCAGGGUUGAGGAUCCGACGACCUCACUCCUCUCACAGGAAUGCAAAAGCUCCAUUCAUGGCGUCGGCUACCCCGCCAAACCCUAACCUUCCUAUCCCAAUCUCGAUCAAUAAAUCACCACCGUCCAUCUCCACCUACUGACGUUUACGACCCUCCCUUCUCUCCCAUCUCGAAAAUAGCCCCAGAAAAUUCCGAAGAUGACCGAAAAAUCCCCGUCCAGUCCGACCUCCCCUUCGAUUUCAGGUACUCCUACUCCGAAUCGGAUCCGUCGAUGCAGCCGAUCGGGUUCCGCGAGCCGCCGCGGUUCUCUCCCUUCGGACCCGGCCGGCUCGACCGGACGUGGAAUGGGGUAUCGGCUCCCGUUAAGGACAUGGGAGGAAUUUCGGAGGAUUUGGAAGGGCAGAAUUGGGUAAUAGGAGAUCCGUUGACGGAAGAAGAGAUGGAGGAGUUGGUGGAGAGGUAUCGGCACAAUGAUUGCUCUCGACAGAUCAAUCUAGGAAAGGGCGGAGUAACCCAUAACAUGUUGGAUGACAUCCACAACCAUUGGAAGAGAGCUGAAGCUGUGAGGAUCAAGUGUUUGGGGGUGCCCACCCUUGACAUGGACAGUGUCUGCUUCCAACUUGAGGACAAAACCGGUGGAAAGGUCAUCUAUCGGCAGAUCAAUAUCCUCCUUUUGUACCGUGGUCGUAACUAUGAUCCCAGGCAAAGGCCGGCUAUCCCUUUGAUGUUGUGGAAGCCUCGUGCACCCAUAUACCCAAAGCUUGUGAAGAAUGUUGCUGAUGGCCUAACCUUUGAGGAAACAAAAGAGAUGAGGAACAGAGGGUUGAAUGCUCCUGCUCUAAUGAAACUCACAAGGAAUGGUGUGUAUGUGAAUGUGGUGGAUAGAGUGAGGGAGGCCUUCAAAACUGAAGAAGUGCUAAGGCUUGACUGCAGCCAUGUGGAAACUAGUGACUGCAAGAAGAUCGGUGUGAAGCUACGGAUAAAUAACUGGGAUGGCUUUUGGUUCAAGGAAGCAUGCUGACCUGCUGGUGGCCAUCCAUGUUGGUUUUUGUGGCAUCAUGCUUUUGAUUCUAUAUCCCUGCACAAAUACGGUUAGUACUUGGUGCCCUGUGUUCCUAUCUUGUUCAAGAAUAGUCAGAUAGUAAUUUGGAGAGGAAAAAAUGAUCAGGAUUCUACCAAUCAAUCAAAUUAAAAUCCGCCAUGCAAUGGAGUAGAGUUCGCUGAGAAGCUCAUCACAUUGUACAACUUGGAUCUGGAAGCCACCUGGUUGAGCUCUCGAAAGCCUUGACUCAGUCGCCAAGAAAAAAAAGGGCAGAAAAUGGCUUAAACAGUCAUCCCUGUCUAACUCCUGGAGCAAUUACCCAAGGUCAGAAAUGCAAAGGACUGCUCAAGUCUCACUUCGGGUUUAUGUGACAUAAAAGUAUCAAAGUCAAUGGAGGAGACUGCUGGCUGGAACUGUUCUCUGUGAUGAAAAUGCACAUCUUCAGUCACCAUUGAGCGCCCACUAUACCAAGACCUGAUUGUAAGUUCUCAUGGCCUGAGGAAGAGGCCCCCUGCAGUUUUAUUUUUCUCAUAAUUUUGGUGUGUUAUAUGAACAUGCAGCCACAGAUUUAAUCAAAGAGCUCCCAUCUUUUUUCUCAAUCCA